Dalotia coriaria is the source of this 2172-nucleotide messenger RNA. RefSeq names its product katanin p60 ATPase-containing subunit A-like 1. The record is from RefSeq and is a predicted model, not a curated record. Gene Ontology annotation, cellular component: microtubule cytoskeleton. NCBI's taxonomy places the organism in Eukaryota, Metazoa, Arthropoda, Insecta, Coleoptera, Staphylinidae. Gene Ontology annotation, biological process: microtubule severing. Bases 331 to 1914 code for a protein of 527 amino acids. The transcript is spliced from 2 exons. Gene Ontology annotation, molecular function: ATP binding; microtubule severing ATPase activity; microtubule binding.
GGUUAAUCAAAAUAACAGUACAUAUUUGUCUCAAACUUCGUAUCUUGGAUUACAUUGUACUUAAACAGCUGAGAACAGAGGGAGGUAGUCGUAGUGCUGUAUAAGAACUUGAGACUAUAAACAAGUAUAAAUAGUUUAGUUUAUUUGCAUGCCAUUGACACUUGUUUAAAUAACUAAUCAUUUGUUUGUGUAACAAGUCUUGGUUUAGAGGUGUAUUGUGUCACUUACCUUUUGCAUAUUCAAUAUUUGGUUUUGGAAUGCAUGUGCAUAGUGCACUAGUGUACAGUGACAAAAGUUUAUGAAGAGUGUACUUCCAGACCGGAUUUUGGGAUGCGCAUUAUGGCAGGAACUCCAAAAGAAAUCUGUGAUAAUUUAACACUAGCCAGAGAGUCCUCCAUGAUAGGAAACUAUGAAAGUGCUGAGGUGUACUAUGCUGGUACCAUGCAGUUGGUCACCCAGCUGAUCAUCCACAUCACAGAUCCCCUGAGAAAGGAUAAAUGGCUACAGGCCAAGCAAAGAAUUGCAUUGGAAUAUGAGAGAGUAAAGAGUAUCACAUCCACAUUGCACUCUCUAAGGCUAAGUGUGGGUACUGAAGCACCUUUGGGUGCUGGGAGAUCAAUGAUAUCAGAUGAGCCUGUGAAGGACUCCAGUGAUUUUAAUUCUGGUGACACUAAUGACCCACAUGUGUGGGCACCACCACCUCCAGGAGAUAGAGGGUAUACUGUUAAUAGAGUUCAAAAUGGGUCGAAACCAAAAACAACGAAAAAACCAGAACCACCACGAAGAUCAAACGCUCCCAACACCCGAGCAAGUUCGUCAACAUCACGGAUAUCAUCGGUACGACCCACAAAAGGUGGUAAGGUUGAAAGACCAUCAUCUUCAAAAUCAUCGCGCAAUCCAGACUCGAAUAAAUCCGCCAUCGAUAAGGAAAUUAAAGACGUAGAUAACGAGAAAGCAGAAAAGUCUGAUCCGGAAGAAGAGAAAAAGUUUGAAUGUCAUGGUAUGGACCGUGAUUUAGUAGAUACUCUUGAAAGGGAUAUUGUUCAGAAGAAUCCUAAUAUCAGAUGGGAAGAUAUUGCUGACCUCAAGGAGGCAAAACGUUUGCUUGAGGAAGCAGUGGUCCUUCCAAUGUGGAUGCCAAAGUUCUUUACUGGUAUCCGCCGACCGUGGAAAGGUGUCCUCAUGGUAGGACCACCAGGAACCGGUAAGACAAUGCUGGCGAAAGCCGUAGCCACCGAAUGCGAGACCACAUUCUUUAAUGUGUCAUCUUCGACGCUUACCUCGAAAUAUCGUGGUGAGUCUGAGAAGAUGGUACGUCUGCUAUUCGAAAUGGCAAGGUUUUACGCGCCUAGUACUAUUUUCAUUGAUGAAAUAGACUCGCUUUGCUCACGUCGUGGUUCAGAAUCAGAACAUGAAGCAUCCCGGCGGGUUAAAUCAGAACUAUUGGUUCAAAUGGACGGAAUUACAGCGAAUGUUGAAGAUGCUGGUAAAGUUGUGAUGGUGCUGGCAGCCACCAACUUUCCAUGGGACAUUGAUGAGGCUCUACGUAGACGUCUGGAAAAACGCAUUUAUAUUCCUCUGCCAACUCAGGAAGGUAGAGAAGCUCUAUUGCAGAUAAAUCUCAGAGAGGUGAAGCUUGAUCCGGAUGUUAACCUACCGGCAAUUGCAAAGAAAAUGCGAGGGUAUUCCGGUGCGGAUAUUACGAAUGUAUGCCGAGAUGCGUCGAUGAUGUCCAUGCGCAGGAAGAUCUUCGGGUUGAAACCGGAUCAGAUCAAACAGUUGCCCAAAGAGGAGCUGGACCUGCCUGUAACUGAGAGGGAUUUUGAGGAGGCCAUUGAUAAAAACAACAAAAGUGUGUCACAGGAUGAUUUAGACAAGUAUGAGAAGUGGAUGAAUGAGUUUGGAUCGUCAUGAUGGGGAGGAAGCAGUGCCUUUCAUAGAGUUAUUCCUGAUUAACUAGUUAAACCUACUAAAGCAUUUACUUAUUACAUUUAGUAAAAUUCCUAAACUCCUUACUUGAAUCAUUAACCUUUAAUUUCAAUAUUUUUAUUGAAUAUCUGAAGUUGCGCAUAAUUAUGCCAUAAGUAAUUUAAUAUCAAUGCUGUAUACGAUUGUAUAGUCGAAUCAAUAUUAUGUGCAAUGUGACGAAUAUAUCUAUAAUUUAAAGUGUUA